CCAUUCCAUCCCCGCUUUAGAACUCAAAAAGUUGGACACCCCACGAAGAACCCCAAUAACCCGAUCUUCUUUCUUUACAUAUUUUCUGGUUUUGUGGGGCCAAGCAGAAUAGGCAAUGGCUUCUUCGAAAUCCCUAAUGGAUUUUUUGCAACCUGCCAAGCGCCUCAAACUCUCCUCCACCCCCUCAGAUAACUCCAAACCCAUUCAAAAUGUUUCAUUGCUUUCCGAAUCACUGAGCACCGUUGCUGACGCCGAACUCACCUCCGACCAAAAACAGCGCAUUGACUUCAACAAAUUUCUUGCGAAAUCCAAACGAAAUCUCAAAGUUUGCUCCCAAAGAGUUUCCAAAUCUAAGGGCGAAGAUGUGAGCUAUGUGAAAUUGGAAGAGCUGUUGGUGGAGGAGAGUUGGUUGGAGGUGCUUCCUGGAGAGCUAAAGAAGCCUUAUGCUAAAAGUUUAUGUGAAUUCGUUGGAAAGGAGAUAUGUGGAGGUCCUGCGCCCAUAUACCCCCCUCAGCACUUAAUCUUUAAUGCUCUUAACUCCACUCCUUUUGAUAGAGUGAAAGCUGUUAUCAUUGGACAGGACCCUUAUCAUGGCCCUGGUCAAGCGAUGGGUCUGUCGUUUUCAGUGCCAGAAGGGGUGAAGGUCCCUUCAAGUUUGGUAAAUAUAUUCAAGGAACUUCAUCAAGAUCUUGGCUGUUCAAUUCCAUCUCAUGGAAACCUAGAAAAAUGGGCUGUUCAGGGUGUUCUGCUGCUGAACACUGUUCUUACAGUUAGGAAUCAUCAAGCUAAUUCUCAUGCCAAGAAAGGAUGGGAGCAAUUUACUGAUGCUGUUAUUAAAGCAAUUUCAGAAAAGAAGAAAGGAGUUGUUUUUCUCCUCUGGGGAAACCCAGCUCAAGCGAAAUCCAGGUUGAUUAAUGAGACGAAGCAUCACAUUCUCAAAGCAGCACAUCCUUCUGGUUUGUCUGCAAAUAGAGGCUUCUUUGGCUGCAGCCUUGAGGCAGUCGUGUGAAGCCAUUUCUAGCCUUGUGAGACCAUUUCUAUCCUUGAAGCAAUAGUUGGAAGGUGGAAUCAACCUCGUGGUAUCUGUUUAGGCCAUUUUCAGCCUUGCACUGUUGUGUGGAGGCUUGUUUCGGCCUCAUGCAGCCAUGGGAGUCCUGUUCCGACCUCUCGUACCAAAUUUGGCCUUGUUGCAACCAAAUGAGGCCAAAACCAGCAUUGUCACAACAAUAGGAUGCCGGAUUUGAGAACGAAAAUGGUGGGGGAGAAGAAAAAGGGAAACAUGAGGCUAGGAUCAGCCAUGUAGGAGGCCGAAACUAAGAAUGGACAUGGUGGGGGAAAAGAAAAAGGGACGAGAAAGAGAAAAAAGAAAAGAAAAGACAGAAAUGAGUAUUAAAAGUCAAAAUGUAUGUAUAUUUUCUAUAUUCAUCUCAACCCCAUAUCAGAAUUAUCAUGUUGUUGUCCGUUAUUAUUUAACCCUUAAAACUUUAUCUGUGGU
Molecule: messenger RNA, 1495 nt
Organism: Pistacia vera
Lineage: Eukaryota; Viridiplantae; Streptophyta; Magnoliopsida; Sapindales; Anacardiaceae
Product: uracil-DNA glycosylase, mitochondrial
Exons: 8
Coding region: 116-1009 (297 amino acids)
Biological process (GO): base-excision repair, AP site formation via deaminated base removal; base-excision repair
Cellular component (GO): mitochondrion; nucleus
Molecular function (GO): uracil DNA N-glycosylase activity
Source: RefSeq, a predicted model, not a curated record